This is a messenger RNA of Chanos chanos (milkfish), 1089 nucleotides long. It is a transcript of the gene serp1, whose product is annotated as stress-associated endoplasmic reticulum protein 1. The coding region runs from base 118 to 315 and encodes 65 amino acids. Gene Ontology annotation, biological process: endoplasmic reticulum unfolded protein response. The transcript has 3 exons. Gene Ontology annotation, cellular component: endoplasmic reticulum. The record is from RefSeq and is a predicted model, not a curated record. NCBI's taxonomy places the organism in Eukaryota, Metazoa, Chordata, Actinopteri, Gonorynchiformes, Chanidae.
CAUGAGACGAAAACCCAUCUACUUUUUAACAGUAGUGGUCGACAACCCGGCGAAAUCGAACAUCCAGACUUUAAAGCCCCUCAGUUUCUUGCCCAGGUGACUCCAGUGACGAAAAAAAUGGUUGCUAAACAGAGAAUACGUAUGGCCAACGAAAAACACAGCAAAAACAUUACACAACGAGGAAAUGUAGUGAAAUCAGCGAGGUCACAAGAAGACAAAGCCGCAGUGGGACCAUGGCUUCUGGCAUUAUUCAUCUUUGUCGUAUGCGGCUCGGCAAUUUUCCAGAUCAUCCAGAGUAUCAGAAUGGGGAUGUAAACUUGGGAUUGGACCGUAACUUUUGGCAGCUUUCUCUCUCUCUUGUGCCCCCCACCCCUCCCUUCUCAAGGGUGAAGGUCAAUUGUCCAUUCCUUCUUUCUUAUUUAAUCUUCGCUCGUCUUUUAUAUGCCAGGCGGAUUAAACAUUAUCCGUUGAUCUCCUGAGUCUUAUACAAGUGGGUGAGAGAAAGAGAAAUGUCAAAGAAAACUUCUGACAAAGCCAUACGUCACGGAAAUUCAACAUUCCAGCACCGGACUUUUCACCAAGUUUGUUGGUGAAUCCAACAUUCUUUUUUUCUUUCUUUUUUUUUUUUUUAAUUGUUUCUUUUAAUGUGAUUCUUUCCAUUUAGUCUCUUCUGAUUCUCCUCUGUGAUUUGAAAAAGGACUGUCAGAUGUCAAGGUCUGCUGGCAUUGUUCAUUUGGACCAAGACAUGAAAUGUUUUUUGAACUGUCUGUGUUGAGUGAUGUGCCAAAAAGAGAGAGAAGGCAUGCUAGAACAGCUGUCAGUUUCAACUCUAUCAACCUAAUAGCAGGGCUUAUUUCCUAAAGCAAAACAACAACAACAACUGUAAUUGAUGACAACAUGCACCAUUUAAGGAUCUUGCAUCUCUCUGAAGCUUCGUUUGUACAUUUGUAAAACUAUGACUUCAACAAAAUCUGUAUCAGAUCAUUUGUGUCUGAAGUUUGGAACAAAUGAAAUAAGUGGCAACUAUGGUUUUGCUUUUGCAGUCAAAACAACCCAUUCAAAACAAAUAAAAGAAUAUGAAGGAGUGUG